AUGAGUUUAUUAGAUACCCCUGACCAGAAACUACAAAGAUUGAUAGAGCAAUUGAACUUGGAUGUUGAGUCGCAAACUAUAGAACAAGUCGAGGCCGUACUAAACGAUACCAAAUUGAAAAGAGAGCGUGAGUUAAAGAUACUCAAAGACUCGAAUAAAAGACUAAGUUAUGAAAUCCAGCAAAAGACCAAGGAGAUAAAUCUUUUGAAUAAGAUUAAUGAUUAUAAUUAUGAGUUGAUAGACGCCAACUCGGCAAUUAGCGACUAUCAACUCCCUACCAAAGUAGAUAAAUCGGGAAACAUUUUUCAAGUGAUACAAAUCAAGUUGGAUGAAUUAGAGAAUCUACGAAUGCGGAUAAUCAAUGAGACAAGGGACAUUCAAACUUCGAUUGCAAAUUUGACAAAUAGGAGAAAUAACUUGAAUCGAGAAUUGAACGUACUACAAGAAGAGUUGAAUAACCCUGAUUUGGAAGUUGGCGAGAAGGAGGAAAUAUUGCAAAAUGAUGGGGAGAUUCAAAAGAUAUGUUUAUAUAGACAAUUAGGGAUACGGUUGGCAACGACAAACAACGAUACUGAUAAGAUCCCACUUUCUGGUGAAGAAAAAGAAGAGGAGGAGGAGAAUAAGAAUAUUGACGUUCCACUAGAAAAGGAUGUCAUUAUUAUAGAUAACGGCGAAUAUGCUACGUCCAUCACAAUCGAACCCGAGUAUUCAGAAAAAUAUAUUGCUGAUUACAUAUGGGACAAUCUAUGA
Messenger RNA from Lodderomyces oxycetoniae, 750 nucleotides. Its product is annotated as kinetochore-associated Ndc80 complex subunit. The record is from RefSeq and is a predicted model, not a curated record. Bases 1 to 750 code for a protein of 249 amino acids. NCBI's taxonomy places the organism in Eukaryota, Fungi, Ascomycota, Pichiomycetes, Serinales, Debaryomycetaceae. The transcript has a single exon.